ACUCCUUUUCUUUGGAACCAUUUUUAUUCACAACGAUGACAGUUGAAGCAAUCGAAAAUUAUCGGUUUGUUGUCAACAUAAUUUGUUGACGUAUUUGACAUUCAAUGGUCAGUUGGGAAAUUUAGUGACCACUUUUCCUAUUAUAUUUUAUUUUUACAAAACUGAGCAAAAUAAGCACUAGUUAAUAGCGAAAUGUCGCUUACAUUAUUAAUUGGUUGUGCCACAGCACUUGUGGUGCUUCUUGUGACAUUACUUUAUUUGCAGAAGAAGAGAAAUCCCGAAGGAGAACCCAAACAACAGCAUGCACAGCAACGUGGGGUACCUCAAAGGGCUCAGGAAGGUGUGCCUAGAAGGGCGCAAAUUGUACGAAAUCAACGUAAUCGUUUGAGACAAAAUGCUGCUGCCCCAGUGGCUGCCCAGGAAGCUGCGCAACGUAAUGAGAGCGAUAAUGAAAACGAAGAAGGUGAAAUACCCCAGGGCCAGGUGUUAGAUGAGAAGAUGGGUGCCAAAAAACGUGCUAAAAUGGAGGCCAAGGAACAAAAACGACUAAUGCGAGAACAGGAAAUGAAAUUGCGCGAGGAGAAAAAAGCCAAAGAUGCAAAAGAAGAGGAGGAACGUAAAAAGCUAGAAGAUCAAGAGGCUGAAGAAGAACGUAAAAAGGAGGAAGCCGAACGAUUGGCACGCGAAGAGCAAGAGCGAAGAGAACACGAGGAAUAUCUAAAAAUGAAGGCUGCAUUCAGCGUCGAAGAAGAGGGCUACGAAGAAGGAGAUGAAGAGAAGGAAAACCUAUUGGGAGACUUCAUCAAAUACAUUAAAGAUAAUAAAGUGGUGGUACUGGAAGAUUUAGCCACUGAGUUCAAAUUGAAAACUCAACAAGCUAUUGAACGCAUACAGGAACUUCAAGCCAACGGCUCCAUAACCGGAGUGAUAGAUGAUCGUGGUAAAUUCAUAUACAUAUCGGAAGAAGAACUUGCGUCGGUGGCUAAAUUCAUAAGACAAAGGGGUAGGGUAUCAAUACAAGAAUUAGCGGAAAGUAGUAACAAUUUGAUCAACUUGACACCUGUUGCAACUAGUUAGGACCAUAAGAACCCAAUGUAAAGAAAAGUAAAUUUGUAAUAUACUCUUCGAUAAGUUUUGUUCUUAUUCUUUGUA
Messenger RNA from Stomoxys calcitrans (stable fly), 1152 nucleotides. It is a transcript of the gene Ddrgk1, whose product is annotated as DDRGK domain-containing protein 1. The coding region runs from base 193 to 1077 and encodes 294 amino acids. NCBI's taxonomy places the organism in Eukaryota, Metazoa, Arthropoda, Insecta, Diptera, Muscidae. The transcript is spliced from 2 exons. The record is from RefSeq and is a predicted model, not a curated record.